Molecule: messenger RNA, 474 nt
Organism: Talaromyces rugulosus
Lineage: Eukaryota; Fungi; Ascomycota; Eurotiomycetes; Eurotiales; Trichocomaceae
Exons: 2
Coding region: 1-474 (157 amino acids)
Source: RefSeq, a predicted model, not a curated record
AUGCAUUCAUUCAACUUCAUUCUCCCCCUUGUCUUCCUCGCCGGCUCCUCUCUUGCCGCUGAUAAAUGCCCAGACGGUAGCGAUCCCCAAGUCGUCAUCGGCUCCGAAAGCGUCUGCUGCCCCGGAAUCAUCAACAUCGACGGCGAUGAGGGCCCCGACUGCUGCGUCGGCGGCGCAUACCCAUCCUGCUUCCCCUUUUGCAGCAGCUCGUGGUCCUUGACAUGUCAAACCAAAGUCCCCCUUACGGCUAGUGGGUAUACGUCGAUUGUGUACAGCAGCACUGCUGCUGCGGCCGAGGCGUCUACUACGGCCACAGCCACAGCUACAGCUUCAGAUGCGAGUUUGACACCGUCGACUGGAAGAACAACGUUUGUGACUGCGACUAGUACUGGGGGAGUAACUGGUUCAACUGCUGAGUCUGUGGUUGCUGGUGCUGCGGCAUUGGCGUUUCUAGGGGCAAAUAUUCAGGGAUAG